UGCGGAAGAUUUUAAUGCAAAGGAUGUUUUUUGGUUGGACACCCCUGCAUUACGGUGCGCGUCGAGACAUCGUUGGGGCCUUUCCAUGGCGUGGGGGGGCAGACAUCAACGCGCGAGACUUGGUUGAAUGGACGCCAUUGCACUAUGCUUGCAAAUCUGAGAAAAUAAUGGAUGAAUAGGUUGAUGGUGAAAACGAAGAGCCCUACGUAACCAUCGAUACAUCGGCCUAUGAGUCUAUCCAAUCGCUCUUGGGAGCGGGCGCAGACAUCAACGCGCAAGGCAGAGAUGGAGUUGCGCCCAUACACUGUGCCGCAAUCACAGGGUUUCUGGAAGCAGUCAAGUUGUUGACAGAGGCGGGUGCAGACAUCAACGUUCUUGACGCCUCAGGGAAAACAGCCCUUCACCGGGCAGCAUUCUAUGGAAAACAAGCCACCGUUAAAUAUCUGUGGAAUACCGCAAACAAAACGCUGCGAGACAGGGAAGGAAGAACGGCUUUGCAUCUCGCAGCGAUUUCGGGA
Colletotrichum phormii is the source of this 518-nucleotide messenger RNA. RefSeq lists its product as uncharacterized. NCBI's taxonomy places the organism in Eukaryota, Fungi, Ascomycota, Sordariomycetes, Glomerellales, Glomerellaceae. The transcript has a single exon. Gene Ontology annotation, molecular function: protein binding. The record is from RefSeq and is a predicted model, not a curated record. The annotation marks the transcript as partial.